AUGCCUGACCACUCCCCCUCCUACUCCCAGGACGAUCCCACCCUGUACCUGUUCACCUCCCUCACCGCCGGAUCCUCCCACAUCAUCACCGCAACCUCCAGACUCGAAACCAUCCUCAAAGCAAACAAAAUCGCCUUUCGCGCCAUCGAUGCCGCCACAGACGACAAGGCCCGGACGCUCUGGGGGAGGAAGUCAAAGGGGAGAAAACUGCCCGGCCUGGACAUUGAACAAAUCGAAGAAUGGAACGAAUACGGUGAACUCCAAGACCAAUUACGCGCCGACCCGUCUUCCGCCGCCAUCGAACCCUCCCCCGCCCCCUCCACCACUACCACCAGCAUCCCCUCCCGACCAACCCCCGUCACCGUCUCCAGCACCCCACACAUCCAGAUCGUCGGGACCCCGUCGCGCACCCCCUCGGCGCAGUCGAAGCGCGAGGACCGUCUCACGCUCGCCCUGCGACAGGCGAGCGAGGAGGCCGCUGCCAAGGCAAAGGAGACUGCGCGCGUGAGGGUCGGCGCCGUCUCGCCAUCGUCGAUGCGGGCAGCGGAGCAGGCAGUGGCGGCGAAGGCGGUGGAAGAGAGGAGCGCGGAACCAGAGGUGCCGUCUGGCGGGAAAGGGGAAGAGUCAAAAACGCAGGCUGAACCUCAACCCGAGUCUGCCACAAUAAAAGACGACGGUGGAGAGCCGGCGAAGAAAGAUGGACCGGCACCUGAGCUGUCAGAAGAUGCGGUGGAUGACGAGACACGAAAAGACAAACCGGACAGUUCUCAGCAGUGA
Molecule: messenger RNA, 777 nt
Organism: Uncinocarpus reesii 1704
Lineage: Eukaryota; Fungi; Ascomycota; Eurotiomycetes; Onygenales; Onygenaceae
Exons: 2
Coding region: 1-777 (258 amino acids)
Source: RefSeq, a predicted model, not a curated record